CUUGAUUAAUAACAAGCCAAAACCAGAGAGAGAGCAGGCGAGUUUUGCCUUGUGGAAUCAAUAUCCUUCUCGCAUUGUAAGUCUCUGAACUGAAAGAGAGAGGGAAGUUUUUUUUUUAAAAAAGAUAUUUAAGCAUGACUGUUUCAGGGAUCGACAGCCAGCGCUUAAGGAAAUUUAUUCGGAAACAGACAGGUAGAAAUUUGAUCCUGGAUUGCAGACCGUUUCUGUCCUUCGCGGCAUCUCAUGUCCAAGGCUCGCACAAUGUGAACUUGAAUUCGGUGGUGGUCCGCAGGUCGAGAGGUGGCCCGGUCCCUUUGCAGUUCGUCAUCCCCGACGAGAAAGCCAGAGCCAGGCUCCGGGAGGGCAGAGUGUCCACCGUCGUGAUCCUGGACGAGAGAACUUCGCAGAGUCAGAGACUGAGUAAGGACAGCACUGCGCAGAUCGUGUUAAACACCUUAACUGCUGUCACAUCAACAGCGAAAAUCUAUUUCCUCAAAGGAGGCUAUGAAGACUUUCACUCUCAGUAUCCGGAAUGUUGCAGUGAGCUAAAGCCUAGCUUGAACUACACCAGCGUGCAAGAGGUUAAAGAAACUGAUGCAAGCCAUAUGAACCAACAUGAAAAGCCCUGCAGCAACCGCAGACCAGUCUAUGAUCAGGGAAAACCUGUUGAAAUCCUGCCUUUUCUAUACCUGGGUAGUGCUUACCAUGCCUCCAGACCAGACUUUCUAGAUGAUCUCCACAUCACCGCUUUGUUAAAUGUCUCUCGUGACUGUGCGGAGUACUUCAAAAGCAAAUAUCACUACAAAUUCAUCCCUGUAGAGGAUAGUGCAACUGCAGAUAUGAGUUCCCAUUUCCAGGAAGCAAUAGACUUCAUUGAUCAUGUGAGACACACAGGAGGGAAGGUCCUAGUCCACUGUGAAGCAGGCAUUUCUCGGUCACCCACUAUCUGUUUGGCCUAUCUCAUGAGAUCUAAGGAGCUGCGAUUGGAAGAAGCCUUUGACUACAUUAAAGAACGAAGAAACACGAUAUCUCCAAAUUUUGGAUUUAUGAACCAGUUAUUGCAGUACGAAUCUGAAAUCGUCUCCCUCGCCCCUACUGUCAAAUCCUGCAAAAGAGAGACAGUGUCCUGCUCUGCAGAGGAACUGACCUACAACAAAAGUUUGGAAAGUUCAGUUUACACUUUUCCCAGUUCACUUUUGAAUGCAGUGCCAAUACCAUCACCAGCCCACCAGUUUGAAUUCAGCCCAAUAAAGCUAUCUCUGUCAUGCUGAAACACAACACAGCACCAGAAACUAUGGAGUGGAAGAAACAUAAUUGAUGCGUUACUAAAACUAAGGUGAAUCCUGGCUGUUUCUGAGUGAUUUCAUCAAGUCCUGCAGUAUUUUGUGCUGCCACACUUAACUUUUCAUCUUGUGAUGGUUGCCCAAUCUCACUAACCAAUUCAGGUCAGCACAUUUUCUGCACAAAAGCUGCAUGGAAAUCAUGGCCAUGCCUGUAUGCAGUGGGAAUGCAGUAGUAACAUGAGAAGAUCGAGAUGGAAUGGGGAGGCAGCUGUGACUCUUUACCAGACCUGAAUGGAGUUUACGCUGAUUAUCAUCUUAGCUACAUGUUCUACAUCACAUCAACAUCCACCUAGCCUUUUGUAUCUAGGAUCUUUCAUUGUUUUGUGGCUCAAGUAUUCUGAGUAAAUCAAUGCAAACCAAAGGUGGCAUCAACAGUGUAUUCAAUGCUUCUGUAUUUAACCAUUUGGAUCAAUUCAGGGCUAUGUGUUCUUGUCUUGGUAUCAAACAAUUGCAUGAACAGUCUUGGUUUUAUAUGUGUUGUGUUGUACUAGGUAGAACAACAAGUAAAUAUUGUCAAUGCAUUUAAAAAAAGAGCCAUAACACAAAAGAAUGGGAGGGACAAUUAGAAACCUUUAUCAUCAUCGGUCAUGACCUGUGAUCUUUGUUCUGGGUUUAUAGUUUCAGAAUAAAGGCCUCAUUCAGGAUUUUAGGUGUACCUAAACCUUCACUUUGAAUAAAGCCAAAUUGAAAUUAAUUAAUUCAAUGAAAAUCAGUUUUUACCCCGAUGCCAAUUUUGACCUGAUUCUGCAGCAUCAGAAUAUUUUUCUGCAUCGUCACUAUUGGUUUCAAAACCAUAGGGUUCAGCCCAAGGGACCAUAGCUGUAUACAGUUACCACACACAUUUAUUCUAGAUCAUCUACAACAAAUUAGUGAAUUCCUCUUGCAAAGCAAGAACUUGCGUUUACAUAGUAUCCUGCAGGAUGUCCCACAACAAUUAUAUUUUUUGAAGUAUAGUCGCUGUUAUUAUGUAGGUAAGCACAGCAGUCAAGUUUGCACACAGCAAGAUCCCACAAACAGCAGUGAAGUAAAUGACCAGAUAGUGUAUUAUAUUUGAGGGAUCAAUUUUGGCCAGAACACCAGGGUAACCCCCUGGUCAUCAUCGAUUGUGCUCUGGGAUCUUCUAUGUCAAAUUGAACAAGAAGAUGGACCUUCGUUUCUUAUGCUAACAGAAAGAAACACCUCCGAUAGUUUAGAACUCUCUCACUACUGUGCUCAAGUGUCAGCCUAGAUUAUGUGUUAAAGUCCUAUCAUGAUGUGUGAAGCCAUAAACUCCUGACCAAGAGGGUAGAGUGCUACAAUUGAGCCAAGUUGGCAUUGGGAAGCUGCCUUUAUGGAACACCGUUAAGUUUAUUUUUUGCACAUUAUCCCCCGGUCUUCAGUCUGCCUGACCUUGGCACUUAUGUUCAUCUUGCUCUCAGACGCUUGCUAACCAUCACCACAAUGUAAUAGAGACAGAUUUUCAACUUUCUGGUAUUAUGGACCAGCUGUCUGUUAAUAGAAACCACCUGAUUUUAAUUGAAAAUCUACAAACAGAGGCCAAUCUGCACCACCGGAUUUAUGCCUGAGCGGGGAUUUGAAAGUCUACCCAUGACUCGUCCCGUCAGCUGCAUAGGAAGUCACUGCAACCUCCUUUCAUGGCUCAGCCCGAGAGCUGGAUGGAGUAGGGUUUAAUACCUAAUUAGACCCUUGGUCCAUUGUUGAGCCUCCAUAGUCUAAUACUCUGCCCUGUCAUACCAUUUUAUGUUAUCUGCAGAAUGAUAAUUAAAUUCUGACUCCUUCAUUUAUUUCUGUAUAAUUUGUCACAUUUUAUAUCCUAACCAAAACUGUUUUUAAGAACAGUCAUUUUCCCAGUUAAAAAACAGGGCAAUGACAACUACUUAAGACUGAGUGUGUAAGUUUAGGAAUCCUCUCACCUCAUCAAACAAGAAUCAUACCACCUCAUGACUAUAUUAGAACACUGCUACCUCUGAAGGUUGAAAUUAAAUGUUAAUAUAAUUUUUGGUGCUUUCUACAGUUACAAUGAUUUGAAGUAACUCUUGAAUCCCGUGUCCUGUUGCGCCAGCUGUCCUGCUGAGCACUGAAAUGCAGUUUGAGUCAUUGAUGUCAAGUUUGCCUCAGGAUUUUGUGAAUUAAUCUAUGAAACCUGUAACUGUUCCAGGGAAUGUUGCAAUAUCCUAUUGUAGAUGAGCAAUACGUUUUGGGAAUAUGUGCAGUGCUGUUUAUUUGUAUGUUUUUCUGUAUAGUGUCAAUAAAAUAAUGUUUCAAAUGGGAAAAAAAAA
This is a messenger RNA of Carcharodon carcharias (great white shark), 3622 nucleotides long. It is a transcript of the gene dusp5, whose product is annotated as dual specificity phosphatase 5. The record is from RefSeq and is a predicted model, not a curated record. Gene Ontology annotation, molecular function: protein tyrosine/threonine phosphatase activity; MAP kinase tyrosine/serine/threonine phosphatase activity. Gene Ontology annotation, biological process: negative regulation of MAPK cascade; endoderm formation; protein dephosphorylation. Lineage: Eukaryota; Metazoa; Chordata; Chondrichthyes; Lamniformes; Lamnidae. Bases 135 to 1271 code for a protein of 378 amino acids. Gene Ontology annotation, cellular component: cytoplasm; nucleus. The transcript is spliced from 4 exons.